UCUCGGGAUGCAGCAGGGACUAUUCGUCUGCUCCACGACACAAAUGACCGAACUACCGAUGGAUUUUUCUCAUGCUUCUGUCCUUUUUCGCUCUUGAGAACAGUUGAGGACUAUUUUUUUUUUCAUUUGGAUUUGUAACAUCAUUUCUUUCUCGGCGUGUUCACAUUUUUUUUUUAGCAAGAAUCUCGAGCAGCAUGCUGCUUUCCAAGCUGGACUCCUUGUCUCAUAUUUCAUCCAGCAUGGACCUGCCGGCGAAGCUGCAUCUUCAGCAAGCUAAAUCGGAGAAGCAGUCGUUUGAAAAGCUCUACCGGCUGGGAUCGGUGCUUGGCAGCGGAGGAUUUGGCACAGUUUACUCGGCGGUUCGCCUCGCCGACGGGCUACCGGUGGCAGUGAAGCAUGUGUGCAGGGAGAGAGUAACUGAGUGGGGCUCUCUGAGCGGCUCUGUGGUCCCUCUGGAGAUCGUCCUGUUGAAGAAGGUGGGUGGGGCGUUUGGCGGCGUGGUGCGGCUGUUGGACUGGUGGGAGCGUGUGGACGGCUGGCUGCUGGUGAUGGAGCGGCUGGAACAAGGGCAGGACCUGUUCGACUACAUCACAGAACGUGGCCCCCUGGACGAGGCGGCGGCGUGCGGCUUCUUCCUUCAGGUGCUGGAGGCCGUGCGUCAUUGUUACACAUGUGGCGUCGUCCACAGAGACAUCAAAGACGAGAACCUGCUGGUGGACCUGAGGACAGGAAAUAUCAAACUCAUCGACUUCGGCUCAGGAGCGCUCCUUAAAGAGACGGCCUACACAGAGUUUGAUGGUACACGGGUUUAUAGUCCUCCUGAGUGGAUCCGCCUCCGUCGGUACCAUGGUCGCUCAGCCACUGUCUGGUCUCUUGGCGUGUUGCUGUAUGACAUGGUAUGUGGGGACAUCCCCUUCGAACAGGAUGAAGAGAUCUUGAGAGGACGGGUCUGCUACAGACAGAAAAUCUCCACAGAAUGCCAGCAUCUGAUUGGCUGGUGCCUCAGCCAGCAGCCGUCUGACCGGCCAACGCUGGAGCAGAUCCUCCUCCACCCAUGGGUGACGGGCAACAACGAGCAGAACACGGACAACAACGACAUUACGCUCCGUGCCAUCACAGCAGACUCCUCUGCCUCCUCGUCUCCCUCUCUCCCCAGCCAGCAGAGCGUCUGAUUGGUCAAAUGGAGGUUUCCAGAGGGCAGGGCAUGGACUUGAUUGACAGCUCUCCUCUGGCAGUGUUUCAUAAUUUUCUUGGGACUGUUUUUCGUCUCGAGACGCGUUUUGGAGCGAGUAGCUCUUAUAGAGCCUCAUCACUUGUUUCCUGCCUCAGUGUGCCUUUAGUUUGAAUUUCUCUGUGGGUGAAGCAUUGCCAUGGCAACAAAACCUCAUAUCAGGGCUUGUUAAGGGUUGUCUCAUACCACGUUUUAAACCUUGUAACGAUCCUAGUAAAACUUGAUACAGUA
Molecule: messenger RNA, 1462 nt
Organism: Cheilinus undulatus (humphead wrasse)
Lineage: Eukaryota; Metazoa; Chordata; Actinopteri; Labriformes; Labridae
Product: serine/threonine-protein kinase pim-3-like
Exons: 6
Coding region: 195-1172 (325 amino acids)
Biological process (GO): protein autophosphorylation; regulation of mitotic cell cycle; negative regulation of apoptotic process
Cellular component (GO): cytoplasm
Molecular function (GO): ATP binding; protein serine/threonine kinase activity
Source: RefSeq, a predicted model, not a curated record